ACACAAAGGGGGGCAGACGGACGAAGACAACAGUGGACGGAGGAGUGUCGUGCUCGAGGUACGCGAGCUUGAGAAAGAGUGGGAGGGAGCGAGGGGAAUAGAGUAGUUUAGAGUGUAUCAAAGUAGCGAUAGAGAGGGAGCGAUAGAGGGAAAGAAAGGGGAAGGCAUGCGCGAUCCGUGGCCGUGGUAGUGGUGCACAGUGCGGUGCAGUCUCGUCGACGGCCAGAGAGACAGGACAGAAUACGUCGUGGCGUGUGGGCUCGGCUCGGCUCAGCUCGGCUUGUCUCGACUCGGCUCGCGAUUCCUUCCCGCAUCCGUUAUGACGGUACAGUGAUCCAGCGCUAGGCGCUGCACGUCCGGGCAUCGUCUCCCUUCUCGGCGAGGAGAGAGAAAGAGAGAGAGAGAGGGUAAGAGAGAGAGAAAGAGACAGAAAGGGAGAACACGACGCGCUAUCUCGCGCAACUCGGCGCACCCUUCUCGCGUUCGCGUGGAAAAAGCCGUAGAGGUAACGCGACGGCGAUGGAGGCGCGACGCAGUCCGCGAGUUUGACCGCUAGACGGCCCUCCUCCGGCAUACUCGAGGAUCUCCCUCGGCUCGCCGCUGGACACGGACUCUCCCAGUAGGUGUGCUCGCGCGCGGCCAUGUGCCGCGCCGUCACCGCGCCCGCUCCGCGUGUGUUUCCUCCCUGCGGAUCGUCGCCGUCGUCGUCGACGUCGCGGUCGGUUGAGUGUUUUGUUGCGUAGUCAGUCAGUCAAUCGGUCGGUUGGUCGGUCUCACGACUGAUUGGUGCUCUUCGUUUCGGAUGCCUCGUCGGUGUGUUGGUGCGACGAGUGAACAACAAGGAGCCCACGACUGUUCCCCUUUCUCCGCCCUUGUAUUUUUGCGUGGCUCAUAUUAGCGAGCUGUGUGGAAGAUAUCGCGAGGAAGAAGGGAGAUAGAUAUAUAGAGAGAAAGACAGAGCGAGCGAGAGAGAAAAAGAAAAGGAGGUGGCAGUUGAAGGAAAAAGAGAGCAAGAACGAGCAAGCGAGGGUCGCUAGACGGCAUACUCGGUCGUCGCGGAGUUCGGUGUCGGUGCUCUCCGCGAGCUCUCCGAUCAGCGGACGGGAGAGCGAGCGAGGCAGGCGUAGGUAGAAAGAGAGAGUGACAGAGAGGACAAGACAACUCGAGAGGGAGCGCGAGUGGCGUAUCAAGAUGGCGCAUAAUUUGGCACCGAGCGUCAACUGCUCGCUCGACGACAUUGACCUGAACGCUCUGAAGGAACCCGCUGGAAUCUUCGAGCUGAUAGAAGUGGUCGGCAAUGGAACAUACGGCCAAGUUUACAAGGGUCGGCACACCAAGACCGGUCAGCUGGCGGCUAUCAAGGUCAUGGACGUCACGGAGGACGAGGAGGAAGAGAUAAAGUUGGAAAUAAAUGUACUCAAGCGGUACUCGAAUCAUAGAAAUAUAGCUACGUAUUACGGUGCCUUCGUGAAGAAGUCAUCACCCGGCAAAGACGAUCAAUUAUGGCUGGUUAUGGAGUACUGCGGAGCUGGCUCCGUUACGGAUCUCGUCAAGUCAACCAAGGGCCAGAGCUUGAAGGAGGAGUGGAUAGCCUAUAUCUCGCGCGAAAUACUGAGAGGACUUAGUUAUCUUCAUAGCAAUAAAGUUAUUCAUAGGGACAUUAAGGGGCAAAAUGUUCUGUUGACUGACAACGCGGAAGUCAAACUCGUCGAUUUUGGUGUCAGCGCACAAUUGGAUAGAACGAUAGGUAGAAGAAAUACGUUCAUCGGCACGCCGUACUGGAUGGCUCCGGAAGUUAUCGCUUGCGACGAGAAUCCAGACGCGACUUAUGACAAUAGGAGCGACCUUUGGUCGCUCGGAAUUACCGCUUUAGAAAUGGCUGAAUCACAACCUCCGCUCUGCGAUCUUCAUCCCAUGAGAGCAUUGUUUCUGAUCCCUCGUAAUCCACCACCGAGGCUCAAGUCGAAAAAAUGGGCCAAAAAGUUUCACGGAUUUAUCGAAACGGUGCUGGUGAAGGAUUACCACCAGAGACCCUACACGGAACAGCUUCUCAAACAUCCAUUCAUACGGGACCAACCAACGGAGAGACAAGUCAGAAUACAACUGAAAGAUCACAUCGAUCGCUGUAAAAAGCGCAAACAGGAGAAAGAAAGAGACGACUAUCGAUACAGCGGUAGUGAAAAUGAAGAGGAUGAACCCGCAUUGGCAGGCGAACCGUCGUCCAUCGUUCAAGCACCCGGCGGCGAUACGUUGCGCCGUAACUUUCAGCAGAUUCAGGAGGGCAGGACUCUAACGCAGGAUGUACCUCCUCAAGCGCCCUCCGCUAAAGAAAAACCGGGCAGCAGAUUGCAGAGAGAGGUUCCGGAACCUGGGCCACCCGCGAGACCUGCUAUACCGCACAGACUCAUAGUGGUACCAGAUCCCCAACCACCGUCUCGUCCAUUACCUCCGACACCCAGAGACGAUCCUCGGCAACCGCACAAAGUAUCCACGCCGCCUUCUAAUCAUCAGACACCUGCCGGAGGAGGGGGAGGUAGCGGAGGAUCCGGCGGGCAACCGGCGCCUCAGAGGAACAGUCAUGUCUUCAAGCCUAUGCUGCCGCCGAGGAGGCCAGAGGACUUGGACAUGCUGGCUGCUCAACUCAACGAGCUUGGUGUGUCACAGGGCCCCGAGGCCCCGCCGAGGCCAAACAGGCAGCAUAAGGGCCCUGCAGCAUCGUCUACGUCGAAUUCGGUGCAGCCCGCAGGUGGUAACGAUCAGAACAACAAACAGAUGCCGCAAUCCUCCAGUAUUCUCGAUCAAGCCCUGUCGAUCGAUAGUGACAGUGACGACGAUCUGGAAGACGCUGGAGGAAACAAUCUGAGAAACGACGGAACUUUGUUGGCCAGUGAUCCACCUAAGCCACUUCCCGAAUUUUCUCCUUUCAGACCGUCGUCGGACUCGUCAUCGUCGUCUUCGCACAAUGCUCAAAACUCCCACCACGAAGACAAGCCAAAGGGAGGAGCACCGAAUCGCCCGCUCCCACCGACCCCCGAUGAGGAAGAAUCGGGAGACCGUACGCUAGUCAUGAAACGAAAACUUAGUCAGAUGUCAGACGAUCGUGCAACGGCUAGCGGCAACCGGCGUUCAGAGAUAGACGAGCAGCUCCUCCUGAAAGAGUGGGAUUUCACCCGCUUCUUUCAGGGUUUUAACGAAAAGCUGGACAAAAUAAAACAGGAGCGCCCGCAAGAAGAGGUCGGCGCGAGCAAGUCCGGCAACGAGGAUCGUUCCUCUUCGUCUAGCGAAAGAACGUUGAAGCGACAGGAACAGUUAGCCCGACGGAAACACGAGCAACACCAACAACAACAACAACAACAACAACAUCAUCAUCAACAACAACAACAGCAACAACAACAUCAUCAAAAGCAACAGCAAUUGAAGCCGAUUCACAGGCGGCAAGAGAGUGACUCGAAAUUGGGCAAUGCCUCGAGCGCGUUCGCGCGCGCCUUCCGCCGCGAGAAUUCGGACUUUUUCCCGUCCGCGAGACACUCGGCGUACCUGCACAAGUCCUCGGACUCGUCGAGGUCCAGUAUAUUCGCCAGCGGCAAUCGGCGCGGCAGCGAGAUUAGCGUCGCCGGUAUUGUCGGUAAGAAAGGCAACGCCCUGAGCUCCGGCGAGCCGGUGCUGACGGACUUCUCGUUGAGACGCGACUGCCCGCAGAGGCCCAGGCGAGAAAAAACCGAGAGCGAGAUUGUCUUCGGUAGUAGGCACGAGGCGAGGAGGUACGCGGAUUUCGGACGCGAUAAAGACGAGAUCGCAAGAAGACGCAGUUGUAGACCCUCGGACGCCACUACGGCUUCUGCCGUAGUCGACGAUGCGGGAACGAUUAAGUCCACGGCCAGUACGACGGCCAGCGAGUACAGCCCCAUUGUCACCCAGAAUCGCGAGGGUGGUGAUCGUUCAAGAAGCGGAGGCGGAGGUGAUUUCCAGAGAUCCGACUCGUCACCAGGCUCACGGCCCAGUUCGGUCUUACCGGAUCUCCUGACUUCUUCGCCGGGUCAACGACAGGACAAGUCAACCAGUGAAGAGUAUCGACAAGCGGUUAAGUCACCUCCCCCGUUUGCGCUCCAACAGAAGCAGAGGUCUUUCUUGACUUUCGGAUUCGGGGCCGGCCCGGCGAGGAGAGAGUCGCACGUGAACGUUAACGUGACUCCGACCAGCCACGAUUUAGCGUCGGACACGCCCGAGAUACGCAAAUACAAGAAGCGUUUCAACAGCGAGAUACUCUGUGCCGCAUUGUGGGGAGUCAAUCUGUUAAUCGGCACCGAGAACGGCCUGAUGUUAUUAGACAGGAGCGGGCAAGGUAAGGUUUACCAAUUAAUCAGCAGAAGACGCUUUCAACAGAUGGAGGUACUCGAGGGCCAGAAUAUUCUUGUGACGAUCAGCGGCAAGAAAAAUCGGGUACGCGUCUAUUACCUCUCCUGGCUGAAGAGCAAGAUCCUGCGUACGGAUGGCCACAGCGACCAAGUCGAACGGCGCAACGGUUGGAUUAACGUGGGCGAUCUGCAGGGUGCUGUGCAUUUUAAGAUAGUGAAAUACGAGAGGAUAAAGUUCCUCGUGAUCGCGCUGAAAGAUUCCAUAGAGAUUUACGCGUGGGCGCCGAAGCCGUAUCACAAAUUUAUGGCUUUUAAGUCUUUCGGCGAGCUCGCGCACAGGCCGCUCUUGGUCGAUCUUACGGUCGAGGAGGGUACAAGGUUAAAGGUGAUUUACGGUAGUGCAGACGGCUUUCACGCGGUCGACUUGGACUCCGCCACGGUUUACGACAUAUAUCUACCGAAACAUACUCAAGGUCCCAUUUGCCCGCAUUGUAUAGUGGCGUUACCAAACAGCAAUGGCAUGCAGUUGCUCCUCUGCUACGAUAACGAGGGCGUAUACGUAAAUACGUACGGUAGGGUCUCGAAGACGAUGGUCCUUCAAUGGGGUGAGAUGCCCACCAGCGUCGCGUAUAUCGGUACGGGACAAAUUAUGGGCUGGGGAAACAAGGCGAUCGAGAUUAGAAGUGUCGAAAGCGGCCACCUCGACGGUGUCUUCAUGCACAAGAAGGCUCAACGGCUCAAGUUCCUCUGCGAACGUAACGAUAAGGUAUUCUUCUCGUCGGCGAAGGGCGGUAGUUCGUGCCAGAUUUACUUCAUGACUCUAAACAAACCGGGCAUGGCCAACUGGUGAUCCCGAAUGAGGCCGAAUCUGGCCCCAUCACGAUUACCUACGCGAACACAACCGUCGCACCACAACCCUCCACGUGUAUCGGGAUACACAGCGUCAGCGCGCACACUCACCGCUCGUUCUUCACUGCCAGGAUCCAGCGCCUUGGAGACCAGGAAGUGCGUGCAUCGUAUCCACAAUCCUUAUCAAUAUCACCAACUACAACAGCAGCAGCAGUAUCAUCAUUAUCAACAUCAGCAACAUCAAUAUCGUCAGCAUCGUUAUCAUUAUUCACGUAAUCUUUCGUACAGUUACGACUAUGAGGAAGACGAAGAGUACGAUGACAGAUUCCAACGGUACUCUCGGCUGCCUCACCUGCGAAGCGCACCUGGGACGUUAACGUUUGUGAAUCUACUCGUCAAAAGAUUUCUCUGUUUUCUCACUUGCUCGCCCUGCGGACUGCGCGGCGCGGCCUAAACGUGCUGAAAAGCAGAGAGCGGAUUCCCCUUCGGGAAGCGCGCACGGCGAAUUACAUUGCACGCUGGUAAAUCGUAUUACAAAAGUAUUCUCUAUACAUGUAUUAUUUCUCUCUUUUCAUUUUUAACAUAAAUUUAUCGCUUUAAUUAUACUACACUCUCUACCGAUAAGUCUGUUUGGUAUGUACACGUAAACUCUUAAUUCCCGAAGGAACCCUAAUGUUACGACAGAACAAAGUGUAUUUUACUGCGUCUGAUCGAAUAGGUAAUGACAUAAGAGUGUUUUAUACGGUGAAUAAUUUAGAACGACGUAAUAAAGCAUAAACUUUA
Messenger RNA from Odontomachus brunneus, 5987 nucleotides. RefSeq names its product serine/threonine-protein kinase mig-15 (gene msn). Bases 1192 to 5205 code for a protein of 1337 amino acids. Lineage: Eukaryota; Metazoa; Arthropoda; Insecta; Hymenoptera; Formicidae. Gene Ontology annotation, biological process: protein phosphorylation. The record is from RefSeq and is a predicted model, not a curated record. The transcript has 21 exons. Gene Ontology annotation, molecular function: ATP binding; protein kinase activity.